Messenger RNA from Paramecium primaurelia, 621 nucleotides. Lineage: Eukaryota; Ciliophora; Oligohymenophorea; Peniculida; Parameciidae. The record is from the annotation of a GenBank genome assembly.
AUGAGUGUUUUAUGUUUACUCUAAAAUUGUGAUGAUGAUUUUGAAAUUGUAGAUUACAAAGAUAAUUUUAGAACCUGCAAUAUUCAAAUAAAGAAUUUAGCGAAUUAUAAAUUAUGGCAAAAAGAGAUUCAAUAUUAAUAGAAUUAUCCUAUUUAAUAAAGAUUCCAAUUUAAUACUCAACCAAAUAAUAUUAAUAUACAAAUAAAGGGUAAAAAAUAAGAUGCAGAACUAAUAAUUUUAGAUAAUAAAAUAUUUUUGAAAAAUAAUGAUUAACAUCAUAUUAUUUAUUAGUUAAUAGAAAGAUAAAUUGUAAAAAUGGAAAAAGUGAUAAGAAUUAAUUAAUAUUCUGUAAAUUUUGAUAAACAAAGAAAAGUUAUAUAAUUUUCAAAUGGCUUAAAUGAAGUUAGUUCAAUUUAACUGACAAAAAAUAGAUAAACUUUAAUGAUCAAUGGAAUUUGUUAUGGAGUAGUUUAUCAAGAUUCUAAUGGAGAAGCACAAUAUUAAGCAAAUUCAAUGUAAGUGUCUUGUAAAAUACAACAAAAUGAAUAAAUUGAACUUUAAAACUUAUAAAACUUUCUAUUGGGAACCACUUAACUAUAUAUUGAAUACUAAUUUAAUUGA